This is a messenger RNA of Anastrepha ludens (Mexican fruit fly), 689 nucleotides long. RefSeq lists its product as uncharacterized. The record is from RefSeq and is a predicted model, not a curated record. Gene Ontology annotation, molecular function: protein binding. Lineage: Eukaryota; Metazoa; Arthropoda; Insecta; Diptera; Tephritidae. The transcript has 2 exons. The coding region runs from base 1 to 642 and encodes 213 amino acids.
AUGAGUUACUGCCACUGUAGUUCUAAACUUAGCCGCGAAAACAAACGUUUGUAUAAAUUACCGCAAAUAUCGAUAGAAAAUAAACCAUUUAAAUUCGAAACGCAAUUAGCAGUACGAAGAGAGAAAGUUUACGAUAAAACUGACUUACCCAUCGAAUUCAAAGUUACGCCGGAAAGUUUGUUACAUUUAGCCGCUAGAAUAGUGGAUGCACUUCCACUACCAGACGUCUAUCAAUGGACUAAUGAGGAUGUUUGUAAAUGGUUGGAACGGUAUGGUUAUAAACAAUAUGAGCACACUUUUCGGGUAAAUAUGAUAACGGGCCGCCAACUUCUACUAAUUGACGCAGAUGCGUUAUGUGCAAUGAAUAUAAAAAAAUUCAACGACAUUAAACAUCUACUAUAUGGCAUACGUAAACUUUUCUACUUUGAGCUGACUAAUUUUAUGCGGAGUAUCUCAUUGCCCUCGCAACGCUAUCACGAGCUAUAUAAACUAUUUCUGGUGAGAAGUGGCUGCAAGCAAUUUAAACGCUCUGAACUCUUAUGCCAGUUACAAGUUUUGCGUGGAAAACCCAAAUAUCUUCUGCACUGGGAUGUACUCGAACAUUGGAUGUCACUUAUAAGCGAGCCAUUAUACCAGGAGUAAUUAUGUAUGUGCAUGGAUUUAGAAUUAUUUAUUUUAUAAAAUCUUAA